Molecule: messenger RNA, 7867 nt
Organism: Colius striatus (speckled mousebird)
Lineage: Eukaryota; Metazoa; Chordata; Aves; Coliiformes; Coliidae
Gene: CEP250
Product: centrosomal protein 250
Exons: 33
Coding region: 1-7542 (2513 amino acids)
Biological process (GO): cilium assembly
Source: RefSeq, a predicted model, not a curated record
AUGUCAGGGGAUCACAACACACCACCUCAGAGCAGGAAACAAGCUGGCGUGGUGACCAACAUCUGCAUAACCAACGUGAGUGACCCGGACAAUGAACGUGCUUUAACAUGCUCAGGGCACAUCUGCACAGACCUCAACAUCUGGGCCCAAAAAGGGCUGCUGUGGCUGCUGAACCACGGGCAGCUGCCCCCGCGAGGGGCGGCGAGGAGCAGCGGAGGGAAAAGCGUCGCGCUCAAACACACGGCGCCCGCCUCGGCAGCCGCAGCCGCCAUCGGCGCCUCCCCGGGCGCUGCCGCCGCGGCGGGCCCGGCCUUGCCGCGCUCCCCUCCCGCCUCCCCGGGAGCGGCUUCGGCGGGGGCCGCCCGCAGCCCCCCGGGAGCCCGGCACGGCCCGGCCCGCGGCCGGCGGGAGCAGGCGCUGAGGCGCGGGGCCAUGGCGGCGCGGAGCCCGGGCUCGCGGGAGGCGCUGCCGCUGCGGGGGCCGCAGGCGAAGGUUCUGCAGUACCGGGCACGCUGUCAAGAGCUGGAGCAGCAGCUGGAGGCAGGAGGGGGAUCUCUUGCGAGCAGGUGGGAAGCCACAGAAGACCACAGCCUGGAGAAAGCACUGCUUCAGUUGGAAGAGGAGCAGCAAAGGUGUGAGAACCUGGCAGAAGUGAACACUCUGCUGCGGGAGCACCUCGAUGAGGCAAAGGAGGUGAACUCAGCGCUCAGAGAAGACGUGGGAAAGCUGACAGCAGAUUGGAUGAGGGCCCGGGAGGAGCUGGACUUGAAGGAGAGCGAGUGGCACAGCGAGCGUGAGCUUUACGACAGCCACCUGAGGGCUGAAGGGAACCGGCUGCUGGGCCUGUGGCGGCAGGUGCUCGCCUUGCGCUGCCGCUUCCUGGAGCUGAGGAGUGCCACUGAGCGAGAUUUGGCAGAGCUGAAGGCAGAGCAGAUGAGGCUCUCUGGGUCGAUCCUGGUGAGCUGCUCCAGCCUGAGCUCUGGGGUGCAGCUCUGGGAGUGUGUGGCUCUGGGAAGUGCUGCCCUGAGGGAUGGAGCCCGGCAGGAAGCACAGCAGGAGGAGAGCCAGAAACCUUGGGAGGGGAAACACUCCCAAGUGGAGGAGGACCUGGAGAAGAAGGAGCUUCAGGACAGGGUGAUGGAGCUCUCUGCCUUGCUGGUACAGUCUCAGAAGCAGAAUGAGGAGAAGGAGAAGACCAUGAAAACACUUAAUGACACUGUGGAGAUUCUAGAAGCAAGUUGCUUAGAGAAAGAGCAUGAAGCUUCAUUGACUAAAAGUGCCAAGGAAGAGAAUCUUUUCCUCCAAAAGCUGAUAAAAGAUAUAACUGAGGUGGUGCUAGAUGACAGUGAGAAUGCAGUCAGCAUUCUCUGCACUGACCCUUCCCAGUGUGCAGAAUCUGGCAACAUCUUCUCUCUGAGCUCCUUGGCUGCAGAACAAGCCUUUGUCUGGGUUCAGGAAGCAGUGGCAAGGAGGCGAGGGGCAACACAGGCCCUAAAAGAAGAGCUUUCUGCCCAGCAGGGCUCUAUCAAUGGCCUGCUGCAGCAGCACAGACAGCAGGAAGAGAAGAGCAGGAAGCUGCAGCAAAAGCUUGAGCAACUGGAGGAGGAAUGCAAAAUGUCCAGCAACCACUGUCAGCACCUCCAGUCUCUGGUAGAGACACUCAAGAGUGACUGUGCAACCCUCGAGGAAACCAGGGAAGAGCUGAAGCAGCAGCUUGAAGUAACGGAGCAAGAGGCCUCUCGUCUGCGGCACAGGAACGUGGAGCUGCAGCACAGGAACAUGGAGCUGCAGCACAGGAACAUGGAGCUGCAGCUGAAGGAGGAGUCAGCCCAGGGGGAGAAGGUGGAGCAGCAGGAAAGGAUGGAGAGAGCAAGUCGUGACCGGGAACUCCUACUGAAGGACUUGGCUGCACUUGAAGGAAAGCACUCCUUGUUACAGAGUGAGUGGGUAGUGGUGAGAGAGACGCUGGAGGCAUCGUGCCUUGAGAGGGACCUGCUGAGGCAAGAGAAACAGGAGCUUACAGUGGGGCUGGAAAAGGCAGAGCAGUCUGUAGCAGAGCUGACAGGGGCUCAGAAUAAGCUGGCUGCUGAAAUAGCUGAUCUGCGUCUUGCAGCAGCGAAGAUGAGCAGCAUUAAUGAAGCUCUUGCAGGGGAUAAAGCACAACUGAACAAACUUGUGCUGCAGCUAGAGCAGGAGAAUGAAGUUCUGUCAGGUAAAGUGAAUGAGAUGGAGAGAGCAAAGAUCUGUGACCAGGAGAAGCUGAACUUAUGUGAAAGAACAACUGAAGAGCUUCGUGCAGAGAAAGCUCACCUGGAGCAGCUGCUGAAGAAAGCAGAGGAGCAACAAGAGGGGCUACAAGCAGAGCUGACCAUGCUGGGAAAGGAAAAGGAGGAAACCCAAGACAAACUCAAUCAGGUGUGUAGGCAGCGUGAGGCCGGCAGCAGCGAGCUGCAGCAGCUGCGCCUGGAGGCGUGGAGCCAGGGGCAGGCGCUGGCCAGGGCAGCCCAGGAGCGGGAGCUGCUGGUGCGGGACAAGGCGGCGCUGGAGGUGCGGCUGGCGGCCACGCAGCGGGACAGGACGGGCCUGGCACAGCAGCUGGCACACGCCAGGUCAGCGAAGGAGACCCUGGAAUCCAGCCUGUUUGAGGCUCAGCAGAACUUAUCUCAGCUGGAGAUCACCAGGAGUCAGCUUGAGAUGCAACUUCACACGGUCACACAGGCCAAGGAGGUGAUACAAGGGGAAGUGAAGUGCCUUCAACGUGAGCUGGAAGCAGAGAGAUCUCUCCUGAAGCAGGAACAGGCAGACAUGGUGCAGCAGCUCUUGCAGACAGAACAGCAGUACAACAACACCCUCAGACUUCAGGAAUCUGGUCAUGAGGUGGAAAUAAACAAGCUCCUGCAAGACCUGGCAAGUGAGCGGGAAGGGCACCAGUCAGAGCUGCAGGACGUGCUGGAGCAAUGGGAAAAGGAGAAGGCAGAGACAGCAGGGGAGCACGAGAAGAAGCUGUGUGACAUGAAGCAGAAAGUUGCUGCCAUGCAAGCUCAACAAGAAGAGGAACGAACUAGAGUUGAAAAUGACAAGCAAGAGGUCUUGCUAGAAAAGGAGCGUGAGAGGAAGGCUCUGUUAGACACACUACUCCAGACUCAGGGUGAGCUAACAGAAGCCUGCCAGCAGCUGGAGCAGCUGAGGAAGGAGGUGAAAGAGCAGCAAGAGAGUGGGCAGAACCUGACAGAAAAGCUGCAAGCAGAGCUGCAGGAAACUCAGAGCAAGAUGAAGGCAGUGGAGAACAGGCACAAGGAAGAACUCAAAGCUGCCAAAGAGGAAAUGAAUAUCCUCCUUCAGCAGAGGGAUGCUCUGCAAAAACAGGUGGAAGAGUUGACAUCUCGGCUUGCAGCCUCCGAAGAGUCCUGGCAAGUGAUCGGCUGCAAAGCUCAGCGAGACCUGAGUGAGGCACAGGAACUGUCGAGGCAGAAGGGGCUGGAGGUUGUGCACCUUCAGAAGAUCCUGGAGGAGAAGAAGAGUCAAUGGGAGGAGGUAGAGCUUCGGAACCAGGAGCUGCAAGUGUGUUUGCAAUCCUUGGAGGAGCAGAGGAGUCGGUGGGAAGCAGUGGAGCAUCACAACACAGAACUUCAGGCUUUGUUGAAGGUCCUGGAGAGUGAAAAAGCCAGGCUGACUCAGUCUGUGGAAGAGAAGGAGCUGAGCCUCAGAACGCUGGAAGAAAGCAACCGUGCCCAGCACAGCAAGAUAGAGUGGCUGCAGGAUGUGGUGCUGGAGCAAGAGGCUGCCCUGGCAGCUCGAGAGAAGCAGCUGCUGCAGGAGCUGGAGCAGUCCCGAGCAGGCGAGCAGAGCUUGAGGGAGUCUCUGGGCAUGGCGGAGGCCGAGAUGUCUGAGCUGCGCUCGAGGCUGUGCAGCACAGAGAGCAGAGCAGAGGCCUUGGCCACGGAGUGUCAGCUGGCCAGCAGUGCCCUGUGUGAGGCCCAGUCUCAGCUGGACAAGCUGCACCUGGUUCUGCACCCCGUGGUCUGUGCCAGCAGAGCCCUGGGCCCUUGGCCCUCAGAACAGGAUGAUGCCAGGGGCCCGACCGUUUCUGAGGCCAGGGACCUCCCCACAGAGCUCACGGCAGACAGAGUGGCAGCAGCCCUACAAGACCUGUGUCAGCACCUGAAGCAGACUCAGCAAGAGCUGAGUGAUGUGAGGACGAAAACACAGGACUUGGAGCUGGAGCUGAGCAAGAGGCAAGUGGAGAAGGACCAUCUCAGUGCCCACAAUCAAGAGCUUCAGAAACAGCUGGCUCAAAGCCAGGAAGAGAUGCAGAUGGCAGAAUGCAAGAAGAACUCUCUCCAAGCUGCCUUGCAGGAGGAGGCCACUGCUCUGAAGGAGAAGGCUGUGACCCUACAGCAAGAGGUGGCAUCUUUGGAAAGGAAGCUGGAGAGCACGGAGAAGCAAAGGAAGGAUGCCCUGAACGAACGAGACAGACUUCAAGCACUUAAAGAAGAGCUUGUAUGGGAGAUAAAACUUCUUCAGGAAUCAGUCACAGGCUCUGAGAGCCGAGCAAAUACAGCAACAGAUAGGAAUCACUGCCUGGAACAAGAGCUCCAAGCUGCUCUGUCUGACUUAAAAGUGAAAAGUGAAGAGGUGGAAAUGCAGUGGGAGAAAAUCCAGAUGCUGCAGAAAGAGGCAGCAGAGGUAAAGGCCUUGCAGGAGAAUCUCUCUCAUAUGACUGGCGUCCUGACAGAGAGGGAGGGAGAAGUAAACUUCUACCAGGAGCAGGUGACAAUGCUGGAAAAGCAGAAAGAAAUGCAUAAAACUGCUCUUGAUCAGGUUAUUAAGGACAUAACAGAGAAAACCCAGAAGAUUGAGUCCCAGCAAGAAUACAUAGAGGAGCUGGAGAAGAAGCAGGAACAACAGAGGGUUGCUGUCAGCAAGAUGAACAAAGAGCUGGAAGAGAGAGAGCAGGAGAUCAGGUCCCAGCAAGAACAGAUACAGCAGCUGGAGAAGCAGCAAGAAAUGCAGAGGGCUGCUGUCAGUGAGAUGAGCAAAGAGCUGGAGGAGAGAGACCAGGAGAUCAAGUGCCAGGAGGGGAAAAUAACGAUUCUAGAACAACACAGUGCAGCACAAGUGAGAAAUCUGCUCAUGGAUCUGGAUCAUGUGAAGGGAAGCGUGAAGGAGAAAAACACAGAGCUCACGUCUCUGACUCAGCGGAUCCAAGAACUGGAACAGGAGAGAGAACAGGAGAGGUCUCUGCAUGAAAGCCUUGAGCAGCUCAAGGCAGUUCUUAAGGACAGGGAGAGUGAGUGUGGUUCUCUAAGAGAUCAGUUAAGACUCCUGCAGCAGUCCAGGGAACAGCAGGAGGGGCAUCUGCGAGAGCUUCGUAGUGAAGUAGAAAAGAUGACACUUUGUUUGUCUCAAAAAGAUCAAGAGCUUGAGUCACAACAAAAGCAAAUCCAGGAAGCUGAAGAAGUCAUGGAAAUGCAGUUAAAGACUGUCAGUGACCAACUGGAGCAGACCUUAGAAACCUUAAAAGAAAAGGACAUACUCAUGACCAUCCAAAAGCAACAAACACAGAGCUAUGAGGAAAAAACAGAGGAGCAGCUGAAUGUCUUACACAGAGACUUAGAACACACCAAGGCAGUUCUGAAAGAAAAGGAAGUAAUGAUUGAGUCACAGAAGGAACUGCUUGAGAGCUUCCAAAAACAAGAACAAGGUUCUGAAGAGCAGAAGGAAAUUCUGCAGCAGCUUCAGGCGUCACUAAAGGAACAAGAGCAAGAAAUCUUCUCCCUUAGGAAGCAAUGCGAGGCUUACAAGGAAAAGGAGAAACGGCAGGAAGCUGAGCAAACAGAUCUUCAAGCAACAAAACUGACCCUGAAAGAAAGAGCAAAACAGAUGGAGGUUCUGGAGGAGAUUCUCUAUAAACCACAGCAGCAAAAGGAGGAGGCAGCAGUGCAGACAGAAGCCAUGCUGCAACUACUAGAGCACGCCCAAGCUUCUCUGGAAGCUAAAGAUCAAGAGAUUGUGUCUUUGCAAGAGCACAUCCAGGACCUUCAAGAGCAGGAGUUAGCAGGCAAGCAGUCCAAGAGUCCACAGCAGGAUCUAGACAAAAGGAGCCAAAUAGUGAAGAACAACCAUUGUGAGCCCCUGGGGCAGAUGGAGCAAACGGACGUGUUCCAGCCCCAGCAGGACGGCGUGACGGCGGCACUGACGUGCCAGGAGGAAGUGAAUCCGCUUGAGGAAGUGGUGAGAAAGAGAGAUGAAGACAGUGAGACCCUUGUGCAAAAACUCCAUCACCAAGAACUGAAGACCUUGCAGAAUCUCCAGCUGAGUGAGGAGAAUGGAGAGCUGGGACAACAAGAGCACGAGAAGGUCCUGGAAGAAGCGUCGCCUGAGAGGGAACGAGAGGCUGAGGCUCGAGGUGAACAAAAAGGGUCAGAAGAGGAAACAAGAGAUCUUCAGGAGGAUGCUCAGCAUGUUCAGCAGAGUGUGACAAAGAAAGAUAAAGAGAUCAAGUGCCAGAGGGACAGAGUCAGGUAUUUAGAGAAGACUCUGACAGAGAGAGAGCAAGAGCUCAGGAGGCAGAGUGAACUGCUGAGACAACUAACAUCAGCUUUGCAGUGGAAAGGUAAAGGGCAGACCCUAAGCAAACAAAUCCAGAAACUCCAAAAAUGGGAGGAAGAGGAAGCAGAGAAGAGGAAGGUUCUCCAGGAGAGAGACCAUCUCUUGCAAAAGCAGAAGGAGCUGAGCCAACAGCUGGAAGACGAGCGGAAAGCAAAGGGGGAAGAGUUGGAGCGUGUGAUUGCUAUUUGGAAGCAGACUGAAAGUGGAGAAAUUGAAUGGAAAGAGAAAGCACAAGCACUGGCCCUUGCCCUCACCAGGAGUGAAAUGGCCAGUGGGACUCUGAGGGAAGAAGUAGCCAUCCUGCAGAAUAUGGUUUCAGAGCGGGACACAGACCGGUGUCAGCAUCAGGCUCUUGCAGAAGGGGAGCAUCUGUCAUGGCUGUCAGAGAAGAGGCUCCUGUCUCAGCAGCUGAAGCAUCUGCAGCAAGUGGUUGCAAGGCUGGAACAUGAGAAGACUGAGCUGAAACAACUCAAUGCUGAGCUCAGGAGGACUCUCGAGCAGGUGGAGCGUGAGCGGCGGCGGCUGAAGAGACGCUGCGGCGCUGGCUUGGUGCCAGAUGCUUGUGGAUUUUCUCCCUCUGAGCAGCACAGGCUGCCUGCUUCCAGACAGGAGGAGUCUCAUGUUCACCACAGUCAAUUAGCUGACUUACAGAACCAGGUGUCCCUUCUGCAGAUGCAGCUGGCCCAGGAACGAAAAGACAAGCAGGACUAUAUCAAGCGCUGUGCAAAGACCAGCCAGGAGCUGUCAGACCUUCAUCAAGAGCUGUCUUACUCCUUAGCAGCUGUGGUCAGGGAGCCCAAAGCUGCUGUUCUGGAGCAAGAGACUCAGAGGCUGGAUUGGUCCCUGCACCUCAGCUUGUCAGGAAUGUCUCCUGAGAGACAGCCCUUGCGCUCCACAGCCCGACCUGCCAGCAGUGAUGACCUGAGGUGACAGGGUCUGGCACAACAGCUCCGUGGGACCUGCUGCAGCAGGUGAAGGCUGGCAGAGGGGCUUGACCCAGAGUCACAUCAGAGUUCAGAGCACGGUGUUCACUGCAGGUGCCCCAGCAGUGGUGGGACAGAGCCCAUACUGGCCUGUGUGGCUCCAGUCAUAGGCCUGGAAAAGCAGGAUGACCUGAUGAGCAGGUACAUUUCUUCCUUUUCCAAAGCACUCCAUCGGAGCCUCAGCAGUUUCCACACAGCCCCCCGUGUUUGGGCUGUUCCUGUAACUGUGCUGUCUAUAAAGACUUUUGAUCUGGUUUUAUUUUUUCAACACA